AGAGGGAUUUCGCAUUACUGCUAUCAGUUCAAAAGCAUCUUGCAGAGUGGACGGUAGUGUUGAAGCGCUCUCUCAACGAAGCCGUACGGAACCAAAGUGAUCAGAUUAAAAUCUGCAAUCAACAGAUUAAAAGAUAUGAACUUGAAACUACUCUUCCUAUUGGGAACAGCUUUUGCCCAUGAUAUGUCUCACAUCAAGGCUCCAGAUGGAGACGUUGAAGAGUUUGUGCCUGAAUCCAUACGAAAUGCUCGGACUCCAAAGAUCUUGGAAGCAAAUGGCCGAGUCAAACCGAUUGAAGAGAACGAUGAGACUGUUGAACUCGAUCCUCAAUCAGAAAUCCAAGGCAAUCGUGAUCCCAAGCAGUUUUGGCCUUUGCCCCAUUUUUAUCCCAGAGGGCAAUUUGGCGUCCCCUCGGUUCUCUCAUCCCGGAUCAACAUCCCUCCAAUGGCUUAUCAAUUCCAGCCACUAGAAAACGCUCAAAGUGAAUCCAAUGAGGAUCUAACUGCCAGGGUGGCCGAAACGACACAAAAUCGGCCUUUUUCGUUUGCGGAUGACGCAACAGCCGAGGAAGAACGCGUGAUUGUGGAAAGUGUGAACGAGCUCAUUGGCGCCGUUGGGCGGCAAGCCAUCGGUUCCCAUAUCUACGCCGAAUCUGACGGUCCUGGAGGGCAAAACUCUGGACUCCCAAAUCUUCGGCCUUUGGAUGAUGACGUCAUUCUUCCGGGGCGACCAAACCUUGAACCUGUUGAGAGUGUCACUUCUGACGAUCCCUUUGAAUCUUUUGUCAGACCGCAAGAAUGUUGCUUAUUUGUUUUCUUCGACGGGUCGGCCUACUACUUUGACGACUAUUUGAGAAUGCUAACUGGUCACUAUCGACUCAUGUACGGAACGGUCAAUGGUCACCCUCACUACGUUGCACGUGGUUGCAAGGAAGCAGAACUCUAUGGACCAAAUUGCAGCUACAUUUGGCAUUCAAAUUACGGAUGGAUCAUUGGUAUUGGAACAUAUAUUGGACAAACGAAAGGAGUGGCUUAUACUCGAACUCAGUCUCAAUGCCCUACAUCGUCGGAUUCAGGUUGGAGAUAUUUGAACAAGGACUUGGAUUGGAAGGAAAACGGAAACAUUGUCUUGGAAUGUGCCUCGUAAAUUGCUCAAAACAGACACCAAGGUGUCAAUCUUUGAUCUUCUCCACAUACCCAAUUGAUCAAUUUUAGCACAAUAGAAAUAAAUACAUGUAUAUAUGACCUCA
Messenger RNA from Tigriopus californicus, 1249 nucleotides. RefSeq lists its product as uncharacterized. NCBI's taxonomy places the organism in Eukaryota, Metazoa, Arthropoda, Copepoda, Harpacticoida, Harpacticidae. The record is from RefSeq and is a predicted model, not a curated record. Bases 136 to 1146 code for a protein of 336 amino acids. The transcript has 6 exons.